AUGACGAAGAAGGCAGCUCAGUGUAAGACUAAAACUCAAUUAAGGGUGACUAAUUGCAAAAUCGGUGGUUUAGGAAUGUGUAAUCGAGGUGUAGUGAGUGAGGACAGGAUCAGUGAGUUGCUUGAACCUUUGCUUGUGGAUAUAUUGUCUUCACUUCCAACAAAAACUGCUAUAGCCACGAGUGGUUUGUCUAGAAGUUGGAAAUCUAUAUGGACGAUGUUGCCAAAUCUCGAGUUUGAUUCUUGUCACUAUAAUCACCAAACAUUUUCAGAGGAUGUUUCCAGAACGCUGAUUCUACAUAAAGCUCCGGUUCUAGAGAGUUUGAAAUUGGAAGUUGGAUAUAAAUGUGAUGCUAUGGAGAUUGGAUUAUUGGUUGGAAUUGCAUUUGCACGCCAUGUGCGUAAAUUGGUACUCAUUGUUUUCAGUAAAGGGCUAGUAGGCUACGUAAAAUUCCCGGGUGUUUUGUGUAGAUGUAAUAACACACUCGAGAUUUUGGAACUCACGGGUACAAUUAUCUUAGACCUUCCUUCUCCGGUUUGUUUCAAGUCCCUGAAAGCGCUGAAGCUUUCCUAUGUACACUUCAAAGAUGAAGAAUCUGUUUCCAAACUUUUAUCUGGCUGCCCUAUACUUGAAGAUUUGGUCGUUAAUAGAUUUAGAAAUGCCGAUGUGGCGACUUUCACUAUUGCCUUGCCAUCAUUACAUAGACUAACCUUAGAAGAUCAACACUAUGCAAACCGUGCUGGAGGCUAUUUGAUAAAUGCUCCUUCUUUGAAAUACUUGAACAUCAAUGGGUUCGAUGGGCUUGAAUUUUGUCUGAUUCAGAAUGCGCCAGAGCUUAUGGAAGCAAAAGUCAGUGAUGUGUAUGAUAUAAAGAAUGAGAACAUUUUGGAAACUCUAAUUCAAGCCAAACGUCUUUCCUUAGACUUAUCACCCUUAAAGGUAGUUUUUCCUAUUGGUAAAAUCUUCUAUCAGCUUUUAUCUUUGGAGCUACAUACAAACAAGUAUGGGUGGUUGUAUCUUCUUUCACUCAUGCUCGAUAGUUCUCCUAAAUUACAAAUCCUCAAGCUCACUGACCCAUAUCACUACCAUAACAAAGAUAGUCGUUUCGGCUGGAGUCAACCGAAACGUGUACCAGAAUGUUUGUUGUUCCAUCUUGAGACAUUCGAGUGGAUAGGAUACGAAUCGCAACUAGAAGAUGAGAAAGGAAUGGCUACAUACAUCCUUAAGAACGCAAGAUGCCUGGAGAAAGCAACUCUCUCCACAAAACCCAUAGAAUCUAAGGAGCUCGACAAGUUGGAAAAGAGACGUCAGAUGCUCUACCAGUUGGCUACUGAGGUCAGGGCUUCAGAUUCAUGUCACCUCGUUCUCGAUUCUAAAACUGCUUACGAGAGAUGA
This is a messenger RNA of Camelina sativa (false flax), 1395 nucleotides long. The record is from RefSeq and is a predicted model, not a curated record. Lineage: Eukaryota; Viridiplantae; Streptophyta; Magnoliopsida; Brassicales; Brassicaceae.